Gekko japonicus is the source of this 1296-nucleotide messenger RNA. Its product is annotated as dipeptidase 2-like. The transcript has 10 exons. Gene Ontology annotation, molecular function: metallodipeptidase activity. Gene Ontology annotation, biological process: proteolysis. Lineage: Eukaryota; Metazoa; Chordata; Lepidosauria; Squamata; Gekkonidae. The record is from RefSeq and is a predicted model, not a curated record. Bases 1 to 1191 code for a protein of 396 amino acids.
AUGCUUGUGAACUCCAAGAGGGUUCUGCCGAAGUCACUCCUGCAGCUGUUGCUACUCCUUUUUGAUGUUCUUCACAGUUGCAGGUCUGACAACGAGAGGGCAAUUGAGCUCAUGCAAGAAACCCGUUUAAUUGAUGGUCACAAUGAUCUGCCACUGAAGCUGAGAUGGCUGUACAGCAACCGUCUGAGUAAGGUUGACCUCAGGACCCUCGACACCACCGUCACAAAUAUUAACAAGCUGCAAGCCAGCCAUGUUGGUGCUCAGUUUUGGACCCUGUACAUCCUCUGCGAUGCCCAGAACAAAGAUGCCGUGCGGCUCACGCUGGAACAAAUCGAUGUUGUGAAACGGAUGUGUGAAGCCUACGAUGAGCUUGAACUGGUAACAUCCGCUCAAGGCAUCGCUGACACUGCAAGUAACAAGAUAGCAUGCUUGAUCGGUGUGGAAGGGGGUCACGCCAUUGACAGCAGCCUUGCAACUCUGAGGAUGUAUUAUGCACUGGGCGUUCGCUACCUGACACUCACAGCCUUCUGUAACACACCAUGGGCACAAACAGCUACACAUAAGGACCACACUCUCUAUUUAGAUGCUGAACCUUUGGCAGCUUUUGGUACAGAAGUGGUGAAAGAGAUGAAUCGUCUGGGCAUGAUAAUAGACUUAACUCAUGCAUCUCAAGCAACUGCCAUGGCUGUCUUACAACUCUCCAAAGCGCCAGUCAUAUUCAGCCAUACGGGAGCCCACGCCAUUUGCAAUGACCCCAGGAACGUUCCUGAUAAUAUUUUGCAACGUCUGAAAGAAAACAAAGGAAUUCUGAUGGUGUCCUUCGAUAAAAGGAACAUAGCCUGCGGAGAGAACCAGGCGACCAUUUCAGCUGUGGCAGAUCAUUUUGACCAUAUAAAGACAACAAUAGGUUCAGGAUACAUAGGAAUCGGUGCUGAAUACGACGGAAUGAAUGAGCACCCCGAAGGCCUGGAGGACGUCUCCAAAUACCCAGCAUUGAUCCAAACCCUGUUGGACAGAGGCUGGAGUGAGGAGGAGCUACGAGGCAUUUUGAGAGAGAACUUCCUCCGUGUUUUCCGGGCGGUGGAACAAGUGCGGGACGCCCAGGCUUCUCAGCCAGCCAAUGAAGAACAAAUCGACCUGGAACGGGUAGCCAACGCGUGCCGCCUCGUACUGAAACCACCUGUCGGUUAGUGCAUAAUUGCUGACGCUGCCAUUUUGUACGAAGUUCACGACCGAGAGACUCGACAGUCUAAUCUUUCACUGUUGUCGUGCCCACGUGGCAGCCAUGUUAGAAAA